Molecule: messenger RNA, 369 nt
Organism: Syzygium oleosum
Lineage: Eukaryota; Viridiplantae; Streptophyta; Magnoliopsida; Myrtales; Myrtaceae
Product: extensin-1-like
Exons: 1
Coding region: 1-369 (122 amino acids)
Source: RefSeq, a predicted model, not a curated record
AUGGGCCACCACCUGCCUCCGGCCGCCCUCCUCCUGCCACCGCCCUCCUCUCGCCAUUGCCCGCCUCCCACCAUCCGUCGGCCGUCGUCCCCCGCCGCCAACCACCGUGGGCUGCCGCCCGUCGUCUGCCGCCUCCCGCCGCUGCCCACCUAUUGUUCGCCGCCUCUCGCCAUCCGCCGGCCGUCGUCCCCUGCCGCCGACCACCGUGGGCCGCCACCCACCUACCACCGUCGCACUCCUCCAGCCACCACCCACCCCCGCCGCCGACCGCCGUGGACCGCCACCCGCCCCCCUCCCGCUAUCAGCUGCCACCUCCCACCGCCCUCCUCUCACCACCACCCGCCACCAGCUGUCGCUUGCUUCCCGUAG